UCCGUCACUCUGCAGUCGCGCACCGAGCGCUAUACUACGAAUACGUCGGGUGGCGCCGCGCCAACCCGUCGCGUGAUAGUGUUGUGUCACAGCGGUGGGCCAGGUCGGUUUCGAGAUUUCUUCGUUCCGACGUAACCAUGGCUCUCAAUUCGGACGGUGAACAGAAAUCGAACCUGGUCCUCCGCGUGGAUCAGGAUUCUGACUCGGUUCUGCAAUCGUUGUUCGACACAGUGCUCAAGCCGGACUCGAAACGACCGCUACAGGUGCCUCUGCGUAUGCGACAGCUUCCAAAGUCGUUCUUUAACCCGCCGUCGACCGGUUCUAAGUCGCCAUCUGUGUCUCAUUCGCGAGAAAACUCGGCUGACUCCGCGUUCGGAUCGUCAUCCGCGACGGGCUCCGCGCCGGUGUCUCACUCUCGGGCGCACUCCUCACCUGCGAGUUUACAGCAGACGUAUGCCGCGGGACAGCAGACCCAGCAACCGCCCCUUCACCACCAACACAGUAAACAGAGAUCAUAUGAUGUGGGAACUCAUAUACCAGAUGAGCUCGGCCCACUUCCAGCUGGGUGGGAACAAGCACGGACACCAGAAGGACAGAUAUACUAUCUUAAUCAUAUAACAAAGACGACAACAUGGGAGGACCCGCGCAAGACUCUCGCAGCACAAACAGUGGCUGGCGGAGUGCAGCAUCAGAGCGCCGAGGCUUUACUCACACAAUCGGCAGCAGCACAGACCCUAGCAACUGCCACAGCAGCAGCGAAGAGUACAAGUAGCACCGCCACCACCGACCCUCUAGGACCGCUGCCGGACGGUUGGGAGCAAGCGACGACGCCGGAGGGAGAGAUAUAUUUUAUAAAUCACGCCGCUCGCACAACGUCUUGGUUCGAUCCUAGAAUACCACAACAUUUGCAGCGCACGCCGGCGGCGAACGCUGGAGCGGCGGGCGGCGGGUGGGCGAACGCAUCGGUGCAAGCUUGCCAACAGAAACUGCGUCUGCAGUCAUUACAGCUCGAGCGUGAACGGCUGAAACAACGCCAGCAGGAGAUACGGCUCCAGCAAGAACUAAUGGCGCGGCAGUCAUCCUCCAUAGUGUCUUCGCUCGCCAACAGCACUGGAGCGGCCACUACUGACCUAUCCCUGGAUCCUUUUCUACCCGGUCUGAACGACCACCAGCGUCAGGAAUCAGCGGACAGUGGGCUGGGCAUGGCAGUCUCGCAGUCGUACUCAAUGCCACAUACUCCUGAGGGCUUCCUGGGCAUGGACGACCGCAUGGACUGCACCAGCGAGGCCGGAGCCAAUCUUGAUACUGCGGACAUAACACUAGGCGAUACUGAUGACUUGUUGGGGGAAUUUACAAAUGAUAUAUUAUUAGACGACGUGCAGUCUUUGAUCAACUCGACACCAAACAAACCGGACAACGUGUUGACUUGGCUGUAGACAGUCUAUCGACUAAACGUACAAUGCUCACAAACUUAUUGCGUAAAGCGUACUUAGCUACCGACGAAUAGUAUUCAUGGCAAUUACCAAGCAAACCAUCAAAAGUGACAAUCAGUUCAUUGGGAAGCUGUGGUUUCGUGUGAUUAAUUCGUAAUACAUUAAUUGAAGGAAAUAUCUUUAAUUAAUCAGUGCACAAAAUAAAGUAUCGAUUAGGUAAUAUUAUUAUCGUUACGUUUUUAAAUUCAGUUUCUAGGCUUAUGAUACUCAUGUCUUACUAAUUAUUUUAAAAUUCGACUUAAUAUUUCAAACCACUUUCGUGAAAUUACAGACAAUCGCCUCAGCUGUAAAAUCUCUGCAUUUAUUGGAAAGAGAUGGAAACUUCUAAUAAUACCUAUUACUUAUUGUAUUCAAUUAAUGUAUUACAAAAUAUAAUGUAUUGUGUAUCAGAUACAAGUAAUUUCAGAUAUCAGAUAUGAUACCAUUUUAAAGACUCAUAAUAGGCCUUAUUAAUAAUAAAGAAUUGCGUUGCGUUUCAGAAAUGGAAAAAUUCAUAUCAGUCCAUUGUUAACAUUAUCUUGGAGUUGCAUGUUUGUUCUGAAUUAUAAGACUAAGAAUAUAGUAUUAAAGUAUUUUAGCCACUGCUAUAUUGGAUGGCUAGUCAUUUGUAAAUACUAAUUGAGGUACUCCUCUAUGCCAACAUAUAUCAAAAUGAAGCGGUCUUGCAUUACCUUCUUUCCCCGCUGAAAGGAGCCAUAUUGCAUUAUAUUAUAAUCUCGCAAGCUAGGUUUCCUUUAUUCUUCCCGAUCGAGACUAUCGGAAAUCCUAUCCUUCGAAUAGACUUAUGUGUAGUUGUGUCAAUUUUGACGAUUAUACAAUGUAAUAACUUUAUCGAUGAAACUUUGAUUGUGAUAACAUCUCGACGUAACAGUGCCUUAUUGUGCCUUUAUAAAAUGUAUUUAUUGUGUUAUUAUUAAGGUAAUAAUAAAGAUAUAUUUCUACAAAUGUUUACCGAACGAUCUACAUCGAUUCAUGUAUUGUUUGGACAGAAUAAAACUACUUAUGUACCGUAUGUGUUGUAGUAACGUUUUUUUGUCUACUUACACCGUCCUUGUGUAUUUUUCGAGAUUAUGAUUUAGAUUAGUUUAUCGUGACGUAGUUAAAUAUUUUGGCAACUAUUAAGUUAAUAAAUAAUGUUUAGUUCGCAGUGGACUACGUAUUCUUAUCUUUCGCGUGUGUGAGAGGGUGCCGCUAGGUUACUAUGUCGUAGAGAUGAGAGGGUCGUCCGCUGAACGUACCCGCAGUCGGCCGAGCACGUGCUUCUGCCUUGGUUAAAGCCGAAACAUUUGCAUACUUCUAUGAAAGUGCAGUAUCGAAGUAGGUCAAUUUUAUUUACGACUAUUCACUGGCUAUUUUUGUGGCUACGUAGUCGACUCACUUUAUUUAAAAAUAACUCAUUGGCUUAACAAAACUCUUCAAAAUUACGUUUAGCCCACCUAGUCUCUAGAGUUUGUAUGAAUUCAGUAAUAUUAAAAUUAGGUCUUUAUUUUAAAAAUGCUACAUUGAAAACUUUGCCAUAUUAGUAAAUGUACUUUAUUCUUGUAAGACUUAAAUGUAAUCUUCAUUUAUGAUAAAAUAGUGUUUAAAUAGCAACUGUGUAACUAUUAUAAUUAGUUGUAACGGUGCUGGGUUUAUUAUACAUUUUAUUUUGUACUCUGUAGAUGUCUUCGUUGUACUUUAUUUUGUAUUUGUUGUGUAUUAAUUUUUAUAUCUCGUAAGUAAUGAUGCUUCUCAUAUUGUUCGGUUCAUUAUUCUGUACUUUUGCUUCUUUCCUCGUACCUAGGUUUUUAGAUUGUAAUGAAGUGACUUCAGUGUCGUUGAAUGUUUAUAGCUAUGGCUGCGUUAUAACUUAUUUUUUAAGAGACAAAACAAUACACUACAGUGUGUAGCCAAUAGCGAAAACUUAGUAGGAAUGUAUGCGUAGGGGAGUAUUAAUCUCGUUUAAGUUAACAACUUUAUAAUUGUCACGUAUUUCUGUGAAUGUGCAUGUUGUGUAAUAUUAUAGCAGUGCGCACAAAACUUUUCUUUCAUAUCUUACUUAUGUGCUAACAUUAUUUUUUUUUGAAAAUAUGUAUUUCAUUUCAAUGCUGCAGUUUUCUUUAGUACAGCUACCACCAACCGAAUAAAAAGAUGUUUGCUUAAAGGUUAUUAGUCCUACUAGGUCGUCGCUACUUCGACAAAACUAAAAGAAACAUUCCAUGUUGCUUACCGUCUGUGCGUCGCCGGUGCCGCGUCAUAUAGCGUGCUUCUGGCUUUUAAAAGAAUAAUAUUCGGAACAAUAUUUCAAGUGAACUAUAUGAUUUAUUUCUAAGUAUAGUCUUUAAUUAUUUUACAAACAUAUCUUUUCAGUCUGACAACACAUGCAAGUUUUCUCUGUAGUGUAUAUAACAUUACGUAUAUCAGUGUUAUAACAAUGAAAUUAUAUCUAAUAUCAUUCGCUAACCACUUUCAAUAAUUUCAUUGUAUAUAAUUGGAAAUUCUGAUAUGAAUUAAAUAAAUAUUUGUUUAAAUAUA
Molecule: messenger RNA, 4007 nt
Organism: Colias croceus (clouded yellow)
Lineage: Eukaryota; Metazoa; Arthropoda; Insecta; Lepidoptera; Pieridae
Gene: yki
Product: transcriptional coactivator yorkie
Exons: 6
Coding region: 138-1436 (432 amino acids)
Biological process (GO): positive regulation of transcription by RNA polymerase II; hippo signaling
Cellular component (GO): nucleus; cytoplasm
Molecular function (GO): protein binding; transcription coactivator activity
Source: RefSeq, a predicted model, not a curated record